AUGUCACGAAUGGACAGUUAUAGUUCGCAGAUUCGCGAGGAGCAGAAAGCAAUUCUCAACGGUCUUUUAGGAAUCAUCUAUGACAACUACGACACAACUAGGAAAAUUCAACAAACUGUGGAUGGAAUCUAUCGAAUGGUAGUUGCCCUAUUGCUCAUCGUGAUCGCUCUCAUCAUCAUCGCCAUAUUCCUCAUAUGUUUCUUUCAUUGCCGACGUCCGAACGAGGAGAGGUCGCCGCUUCACUCAAAUCGCAAAAGUCAUCCCAUCGAAAUCUGA
Messenger RNA from Caenorhabditis briggsae, 276 nucleotides. The record is from RefSeq and is a predicted model, not a curated record. The transcript is spliced from 3 exons. Lineage: Eukaryota; Metazoa; Nematoda; Chromadorea; Rhabditida; Rhabditidae. Bases 1 to 276 code for a protein of 91 amino acids.